CUUGGAAAUUAGUAUUGUUCAGGACUUUAUUUGUUGCUACUAAAAUUAAAAAUGUAAGUUUAUUUUUCGCAAUUUUUAUUCGUUUAUUUCUGACGGAGACUUCUCGGCUUUCUUCGUUAAAUCAUUCACAUUAAUUAGCGAAAAAAUCCUCAAAGUAAUUUAAAUGAUUAAAUCGAAACGCCGUGUACCUAAUAUCUUCCCGAAACUCAGCCCUUUCCUCUCUCUCUCUCCAUCUCCCUCAUGCCACAUUCUUCUCGAUCCCUCUCUCUCUUCUCUCUGUUCCUCUAGUCCAUCGGUUUAACUUCUCUCUGAUUCUCCUUCGUCUUUGACUUUUUUUUUGACAUCGUAGUCGCUUUCCCCUUCCAUCGAUUUAGGGUUUCCGCUUCCUCCUUCCAGUUUUUUCUCGCCUUUCUUUUUUCCUUUCGGUUUUUGAUUUCCUUUUUUUCUUUGGCUGCCCUCCUUGCUAAUUCCCGUGACGACUCGCUCUUUCCUAGCUCUGAGGUUUCGAAUUUAUCUUGGUCAGGGCGUCUGAUCCGAUCUCCCUCGAAUUGGUGUGAAGCGAGCGGUUAUAUAUGGGUUUCUGCUGCCUUUCGGCUUGGAUCGCUUAGGAUUGUUCAAUUGCGUGAUGAUGGUGGGUACUCAACGUGUAGAUGGCUCGUUGCCGCCGCUGAAUUCCCCUAAAAGCUAUGGAAUUACCAAGCCGCUCUCCAUUGCUGGGCCUUCCGCGGCGGAUACCAAGCGUAAUCUGGAGCUGGAGAAGUACUUGGUUGACGAGGGACUCUACGAGAGCAAUGAGGAUACCAUGCGAAGAGAGGAAGUUCUGGGGCGCAUUGAUCAGAUCGUAAAACACUGGGUGAAGCAGUUAACGCAGCAAAGGGGCUAUACGGAUCAAAUGGUAGAGGAUGCAAAUGCUGUCAUUUUCACCUUUGGAUCUUACCGACUUGGAGUGCAUGGGCCUGGUGCUGACAUUGAUACUUUGUGUGUUGGGCCAUCUUACGUUAACCGGGAGGAGGAUUUCUUCAUCACCUUACAUGAUAUAUUGGCUGAGAUGGAAGAAGUGACUGAACUUCAACCUGUUCCCGACGCCCACGUUCCGGUCAUGAAAUUUAAGUUUCAAGGAAUACCGAUUGAUCUUCUCUAUGCUAGCAUAUCACUUUUAGUUGUGCCACAGGAUCUGGAUAUCUCCAACUCUACUGUGCUGUGUGAUGUUGAUGAACCAACCGUUCGGAGUCUUAAUGGUUGUAGAGUUGCUGAUCAGAUUCUUAAGCUCGUUCCCAAUUUUGAGGAGAUUGAAUUAAAUAAACAGCACUGGAGCUCUUUAUUUGAACAAUAUAUGUUCUUCGAGGCGUAUAAAAACUACCUGCAGGUUGAUAUAGUAGCCGCAGAUGCAGAGGAUUUAUUGGCUUGGAAGGGUUGGGUGGAGUCACGGUUCAGGCAGCUGACCUUAAAGAGGGCAGAGGGAGUUGGUGGUCAAGAAUGUCAACAGUUUGAUAUACGUGGUACUGUCGAUGAGUUCAGACAAGAGGUAAACAUGUAUAUGUUCUGGAAACCUGGGAUGGAUGUGUUUGUUUCUCAUGUUCGUAGACGACAGCUUCCACCUUUCGUUUUCCCAAAUGGAUACAGAAGGCCUCGGCCGUCCAGGCACCAAAAUCAACAGGGUGGAAAAUCUGGUGAAGAUGGCACUGUUUCUCAUUCCAGCUCUGUGGUGGAGAGGCAUGCUAAGAGAAAGAAUGAUAAUGGAAUGAUGGAUACGAGGUCAGAGAAACCUGAGAAGCGCGCAUCUCUUAGUCCACAGAGUCUGGAUAUUGUCUCUCCUGAAAGUAGUGCUAUUACUACUGGUUGGACCCCUCCUGUUUGUAACCUUAGUUUGCCACCUGGUGAGGAAAUGGAGGCCGAAAUUUUGAACACUGAGAGUACUGAACUCACAAACUUUGGUCGAGGUGAGUGCAACUCUGGCAGCGAGCAAACUCUGGAAGUAGAUAGUAUGGCUCUUGCUCAAGAAUGCUCUGAUCCGGCGGAGGCUUUGGGAAACUGUGUGACACCUGAUUCUAGUCAUGUGGUAGCAUGUGAAAGUGGGCAGGAAGAAAAUUUAGAUCGUGAUUUGAGGUCUGUGUCGAUCAGUGUUGUCAAUGAAGUUAAGAGGGAAGUAAAGUCAUUUAGUGGGACGAGGACAAGUGGAGAAAUUGCUGAUGGUGUUCAGCUGAGCAGAUCUUGCAGGCAGAACCGUGAUUGUGAGGGUUUGGGGUUUCCUGCUACAAAUUCAGAUCAUUUUGUGGGAACGGAAAAAUUGUACUCUCAAAGUGGCAUGCCUGAAGACCUUCAGUCAACCUCUUUGGUGAGCGGGAUGGAGAAAGCAGAAGACAGAGCUAGGUCAGAAUCUUUGCAGAAGUCACAGAUAAGGCAAAUAAUGAUUUCUUUAUGUUACUCUGUUUUUUUUUUUUUGUUUCUUGGCGCUUUUAUAGCAGUAGCAGGUUAAGCUUAAAGUCCACUGUGUGAACGUCCUCUAGGCUAUUGACGUGAUAACAAGACUCAUCAAGAAAACAAGAAGAUCUACUCAACUUGUUGCGGUGGACAGACGGUAGAGUCCAAAACCUUUGGUAAGUUUUUAUAUGGAAACAAAAAAAAAAAAAAAAAAAAAAAGUAAAAAAUGACAUUUGAAAAGUAAAAAAAAAAGUAAAGGAAAAAAAAAAAGAGAAGAGAUUAGGAGGAACGUCGGAAGGAUUUGUUUUGGUGGUAGUAUUUCGAGUGAAGCUUGGAAAGCCCAAUAUUUGCGUCAGGAGGUGGGACUAUGAUCAUCACUCAUGACGACAUAUGGAGAAAGGAAGUGAUUUAUUUAAGGGUGUGUAGAAUGCUGAACGUUUUAUUAUUUAUUAUUCGGCUGCUUCAGACACUUCUUAUUAAUACUUUCGAUGUUUGGUCCUCUUGGGGGUUUGACUUGGAUCGUUUUUUUUUGUUUUUUCCCUGUUUAUGUAUAUAAGAAUUUAUGCCAUCUUGUAUCUCUGGUUUGAGGUUUUGCCGUUUAUACUUGGUUUCAAUAUGAUUAAGAUGAGCAUUAGUACAAUGAAAGUAAUAAAGGUUAAAAAAGAUAAGUUUUUAUGAUCUACCAAA
Messenger RNA from Thlaspi arvense, 3108 nucleotides. NCBI's taxonomy places the organism in Eukaryota, Viridiplantae, Streptophyta, Magnoliopsida, Brassicales, Brassicaceae. The record is from the annotation of a GenBank genome assembly.